This is a messenger RNA of Musa acuminata AAA Group (dessert banana), 1197 nucleotides long. Its product is annotated as chaperone protein dnaJ C76, chloroplastic. The coding region runs from base 56 to 889 and encodes 277 amino acids. The transcript is spliced from 7 exons. NCBI's taxonomy places the organism in Eukaryota, Viridiplantae, Streptophyta, Magnoliopsida, Zingiberales, Musaceae. The record is from RefSeq and is a predicted model, not a curated record.
CUUGUGGCGUUGGAAGCGGAUCGAUUCACAGCCAACCAGACUCGCUUCCUCGCUCAUGGGAGCCGCAAGGUGUUCGAUCUCGGUGAACGGUUCCCCGAGCAACCGCACUGCGGCGAGGAGCAGAACGAGCCGUCUGCCGCCGCCACCAUGGCUGCCCUGGCCGAGAAACAGAAGCAAUAUACCCCAUCAUCACCGUUCGAGAUCGUGGAGAUCCAAGUGCCGAGACGGGAAGAGCGACGACGGCGGCGGCCGAGAUGAGGAUUGGGUGUCGUCGCCAUCGGCGUCGCCUUACCAAGUGCUCGGCCUCGAUCCCACUUGUUGCUCCCUGGCCCAGCUCAAAGCCGCCUUCCGAGCCCGCGUUAAGGAAUUUCAUCCAGAUGUGUGUAAGGACAUGAAAGAUGCAGAUGCAUUGAUAAAACGUGUAAUAUGGGCCUAUGAGAUAUUAUCUAAAGACCAACCAGAUGAGCCCUUAAGAAGGCCAGGCGUUGACCCCUUCGAUGAGCCAGAAUGUGAAGCUUAUGAUCUCUUCAUCAAUGAGUUUCAGUGCGUCGGUAAAGGAUGUCCAUAUUCUUGUGUCAAAAGGGCACCCCAUGCCUUUUCUUUUUCUCCUGAGAAUGCUACAGCUCGUGUGAUCUCUCAAGGACAUAGCGAUGAUUACCUCGUCCAACUUGCUGUCGGACAGUGCCCAAGAAACUGCAUACAUUAUGUCACACCUUCUCAGCGAGAAGUAUUAGAGGAUCUACUCCAGAGUGCCUUAGCCGCCCCAUAUGACAUAGCGGAGGCAGCUUUGCUCGAUUCUCUAAUUGCCAAGGCAAAGUUUGAGAACAACAGAUAUCAGAAGCCAAAAAGAAAGCCGAAGGUUUCAACUGAAUAUGUUGAUUGGGUCUGAGGAGUGGACUUUGCAGAACACCUUCUCGUAAACUACAUGGAAUGCAAUAACAUGAUGGUUGUACAAUAACAUGCAAGGAAAGUAAUUUAGGACGUUGGUUGUAUAAGAUGUGUGUUCUUUUACCUCUGUGGUUUGCUUGCCCUGUCAAUGUAUAUUGAUUGAGAAUUAUGAGACCGUAGCAGCUAUACGCAGUCCAUGUAGUCUAUUUUCACCAGCAUAGCACUUGUAGUUGCUGCAAAAAUUGACAAUAUUCUCUAAUCACUGUAAAGUAUAUUUGUUAAUAUGAACUCUGCUAUGCAGUGUUAUAA